AUGGAUGAUUGGUCGGAGUAUUUACCGGUUAUCGAUUUUGCAACAUCGGCAUUGCCGCAGGCCUCAAUAGGGAUAUCGCCAUUCAUGGUUGAGAAGGGUUACCAGCCGAGGAUGUCAUUUGACUGGACAGCUCCGGUGCCGCCACGGAAGCUCACCUUGAACGAGAAGGAAGCUCAGGACUGGACGAAGCGUAUCCAGGACGCUAAUAAGAAACGACGUCCGGUUAACUUCACCGUGGGAGAUAUGGUCUACGUCACGAAUGAAGGGUGGGAUACAGGUCGUCCUGGUCGUAAGCUCGGGCAUCAGCAGGAGGGGCCUUUCCCAGUAGUACGUCAGGUUGGCCAUGCCUUUGAGCUCGGCUUGCCGAAGGGCAUGAGAGUGCAUCCAAUAUUCGCGCCUGAAAAGCUCCGUCUUGCAGCCACGACAGAACCGCUGCAGGGGCAACUUGAGGACGAAGGACCGGAGUUGGAGGUUAAUGGCCAUUCAGAAUGGGAGGUUGAGAAAAUAUUGGCAUCGAGAAUUAUGUGGAGGAAACUACGGUAUCGUGUUGGCUGGCUUGGACGGGAUCCCGAUCCGAAGUGGUAUCCCGCUGGAUACUUGAAGAACGCACCACUCGCUUUGAAGGCUUUUCAUGACGCGAAUCCGAAGGCUCCAGGGCCGCCGGAACGGCUCCGUGAAUGGAUUGAAGCUGCAGAAGAGGACCGGUACGUACAGGACACUGAUGAGGACGACAUCCCGGUUACAGACGCUCGCGGGCAAGCGUCUGGUGAAGGGGGGGGUGAUGUGACAGCCGUACGGUAA
Messenger RNA from Talaromyces marneffei, 801 nucleotides. RefSeq lists its product as uncharacterized. NCBI's taxonomy places the organism in Eukaryota, Fungi, Ascomycota, Eurotiomycetes, Eurotiales, Trichocomaceae. The record is from RefSeq and is a predicted model, not a curated record. The transcript is spliced from 2 exons. Bases 1 to 801 code for a protein of 266 amino acids.